This is a messenger RNA of Solea solea (common sole), 1142 nucleotides long. It is a transcript of the gene anxa14, whose product is annotated as annexin A14. The transcript has 13 exons. Gene Ontology annotation, molecular function: calcium ion binding; calcium-dependent phospholipid binding. The record is from RefSeq and is a predicted model, not a curated record. NCBI's taxonomy places the organism in Eukaryota, Metazoa, Chordata, Actinopteri, Pleuronectiformes, Soleidae. Gene Ontology annotation, cellular component: cytoplasm. The coding region runs from base 82 to 1029 and encodes 315 amino acids.
CGUUGAUCAGAGGAGGCUGUAAACAUACUCUACUACACCGUUCCACAGCUACUGCAGUGUUCUGUUACAGCAGAUAAAACAAUGGAUCCAGACUAUUUCAAAUCUUACGACAUGUGCUGGGGAACCCUUGGAACGGUGCGACCGUUCGCCAAUUUCCACCCUGACAGAGAUGUGAUGGAGGUCCAAGCCGCACUUCAGAAGAAAGAUGCCACGACGCUGGUGAGAAUCCUCACCAAUCGCAGCAGCACUCAGAGACAAGUGAUCGCCAACACCUUUGAGGAGCUGACGCAGAAGGACCUGACAGCUGGUUUGAAGAAAGCUCUGGCUGGAGAUCUGGAGCUCCUAAUGCUGGAACUGCUGAUGCAUCCAGUGCAUUUUUGGGCUUAUCGCCUCCAGCAGGCCAUGGUGGGUUUAGGCACAGAUGAGGAGACACUCAUGGAAAUUCUGUGCACACGAUCAGGAAAGCAGCUUCAAGAAAUCCGUGGGGCUUACACUCAAUUGUAUAAGAAGGACCUGGAGAAGGAGCUGAAAGGAGAAACCAGUGGCGACUUUGAGAAGCUCGUUGUCGCUGUGUUAAAUAAAGAAACCAUUGCUGGUGCUGUUCAGAGAGAUACCGAGUAUCUCUCUGCAUCACUGCGAGCGAAAAAAGCUGACCCAGCACCAUGGAUCACCAUACUGACCUCCAGAGACGUGAACCAUCUCGACAAAGUGUUGAUGGGACUGGAGCUGGAGAGUGGACAGCUAGCGGAGGAGCUGGUGGAGAAGCGAUUCACAGGAGACUUGCGAUUGGGUUUGAAAGUUUUAGUGCAGUGCAUUCAAAACCCUUACACCUACCUCGCUAAAAGGCUAACAACCAUGAAGGGGCCACUGGUGCAGGGGAUUCUGAUUUCUCACUCCGAGGAAGAUCUGCUGUGUGUCCGAGCUGCCUUCCUCAAAUUAACAGGCACUUCUCUCUACACGACUCUGCAGAAACAUUUCAAGGGAGAUUAUCUUCAGGCUGUGAUGGCCAUCUGUCGAUCUGAAGAUUAAAACAAAAACUGCACAUUUUGAGUGGUUCCACUUUUUAUUCAUUUUAUAUAGUUUUCCUCCCUGUAUGAGUCAAUGGUGGUACAAAAAUAAACGUUUUGUUGUGGUGCUUUUCA